CGCUUCAGCGGCAGGGUGUCAAUUUCAUCAGGUUGAUCAAACGCUCCUGACCAGGUUCCUGAGAAGCAGGACGCGCAGAUCAGCCCGAGGGGAGCUGUGGGGAGAAGGAAGGAAGGAGAGAGACGAAGACUAAAAAACAACAACACCCCUAAAGCGCAUUGCAGCAGCAGGAGAAACAGGAGCCAUCGCGCGCCCUGGACCAGCCUCUCCAAGCCUUCAUCAUCCGGAUCUCUUCUUCUUCCUCCCAUUCCGAAGACCACGCGCCCUCUUGCUUGCUUGAAAGGGCGCCCGGUUGCCAUUCAUCCAGUCUCUCUCCUCCUCUCCCUGUUCAAAGAGGGCCUCUCCGCCGCAUACAGAACAGCCCCGCUUCGUUUUACCAAACCGAAACAGCCGCAGUUCAGGACAUCCGGGGCGCAGAGAACCUCCCCUCAAAAACAUCGCUUCGGAUUCCUUGCGACUUGGGAGAGUUUCCCGUCCUUGCUCUCGCCUGGAUUUUAGACUGACAUCCAGCCUCCUUCCCUCUCUACACUUCCAGGGCCUCCUUUUUUAAAAUUAGAAUAUUAUAUAUUCCACACCCAUCCACACACACACACACACACACACACACACACACACACACACACACACACACACACACUUUCCUUCUUUUUUAUGGGGCACGAAGAAACGCUACCAUGCUUUCCAUGUCCAAGAACUCCUUUAAAAUUAAGCACCAUCUUCAGGAUACAGUGCUCAAGAGUCCAAAGUCCCCCGAUAUGAGUGGGAAGAGGAACAGAAACUGCCAGGCCCUUCAGUGUAUUCCAGGGGAAUAUAUCCAAGAAGAGGCAGCUCACGUCAGGAAAAGCGUCUCCUCCCGAGGUGGUGAAGGAUACCUCCCCGGCACCCUCUAUUGCACCAAUUUAAGAGUGGCUUUCUCACCAAACCCAUCUCCAGACACUGAGGACUGCUCCAGCCGCCCUUUCAUGCACAGCGACUAUGACGUGGCCCUUCCGUGUAUUGGGAGGCUGGUGGCCGUCAACAGCUUCACCAAAGCCAAGGUGCUGACGAGCAGCUCCACCUUGAAGUUCAUCCCGGAGGAACUGGUCAUCUACUGCCGGGAUUUCCGGGUGCUGCGGUUCCGUUUCCACGAGAGCGGCUUAGAGCCACAGGCCUUCCGGGUGACGAUGGCCAUCGCCCAAGCGCAGGAAAGCAGCGGCUGGGAUGGCUGCUAUGAAAACGCGGCGCUGAAGAACUUGGAGAACAGCCAGCUGGGCAGAGAGAAGGGAGAGCCGGAGGGAGGCUCCCCGACGCUGCUCUUUGAGAGCCCCCGCGACUGGGAGAAGGAACUGAAGCGCCUUGGGGCCGCUGGCUGGCGGGUCAGCCCAGUCAAUGAGCGCUUCGACAUGUGCACCAGCCUCCCCAAGUACCUGUGGGUCCCCAGCCGGUUUCUGGACAACGAAUUGAAGAGAGCCUUCGUACACUUCAACGAAAGACGCAUCCCGAGGUUGUGCUGGCACCACCCGGGAGGCAGCGAUCUCCUUAGAGCGGCCAGCUUCCAUGCCGAUUCGGACCCUGAGAAGGAAGACCUGAGGUGCAUGGAAACGCUGAUGCUCGCUGGCCAUUCCCAGUGCGUGGUUGUGGAGGCAGCGGCAGACCUUCCCAGUCCACCGGAGAUCCAGCAGGCCUACUCCAAACUCUGGAGUCUCUGCCUCGGCCUUGCCGAUUCAUCCGUUGCGUCAUCGGAUGAGAAAUGGUUCUCGGGCCUGGAAGCCACGCGGUGGCUGGAUCACGUGCGGGCGUGUUUGAAGAAGGCCAGCGAAGUGGCUGUUCUGCUAGCUGAGAGGAAUCGAUCGGUUGUGCUGCAAGAAUCAGACGAUCGGGAUCUGAAUUGCUUGCUGGCUUCCCUGGUACAAAUUCUUUCAGAUCCACACACAAGAACCAUAUCUGGGUUCCAGAGCCUGAUCCAGAAAGAAUGGGUGGCUGCUGGACACCCUUUCCUGCAGCGUCUCAACCUGCUCCAGAAAAAUGACCGGGACGAGUCGCCGCUGUUUCUGCUGUUUCUGGAUUGCACCUGGCAGCUGCUGCAUCAGUUCCCACAAUCCUUUGAGUUUACGGAGGCCUACCUGGUGGCGCUCCAUGACAGCACCUACGUGCCGUUUUCCAGCACAUUCCUAUUCAACUGUCAGUGGGAAAGAGGGCGAAAGAACCAGAACCGUUUUCUGAAUCAACUCUACACUCCCAUAAACGGCUGGCGACAAACCCUCUGCCUAGAAAUCCUGCAGAAAGGGCCCCACCCUCUCGAGGACGUGGGGGCUGCCUACUUGCCCCCCAUCUGGGAUUGGGCCCUGAGAUUCAGCCCCCGCCAAAGGGCACAGUUCCGGAACCCCUGCCACCGCCGGAGCAGCCACGGCAGCGGAGGUGCUCUGAACGGGAACUUCCUGCCCCCCAACGGUGACAAGAGGGAAAAUACCCCUUCAGGGAAAUGGGCUUUGUACGUUUUCGCCAAGGGCUCCCACACUUUGCAAACACACUAUUUCCCUUGGAAAAACGGCUCCCUGUCAAAGAAGGGCUGCCGUCGGGUCCAGCUGUCAGAGGGCCCUGGAGAACAAGACCGGUCUUCCACAAGAAAACCCAGCGGCUGCCUCCUUUAUCACAAGGAUCGGCUCCUUCUCCCAUCCCACGCAGGGCCCUCCAUCCACUUAUGGAAAAGGUGCUACCUUCGUGGGAACCCAGACGUUCAGGUCGGCCUCUUCGCUUCCAGCAUUGCCAGCCUUUCAGAGGAACUGGAUCUUCUUCGAGAGCAAAUGAAGUUCUGGCAAGUGGGAAACUUACAGCACAGCUCCUGAGAGUGACCAGGUGCUCCGCUAAGGACUGAUGACGCACGGACGGAGCUCCCCUUUUCCAUUCCGCUGAUCACAGGGCUGGAGCGUCAGAGUGUCCAGGGCAGAAUCGGGGCCAGUUGCAGUUGAAUUCAGCCAGGUUUUAUACAAGGCUUAAGUGGGAUCCUUCACACAUUCCCUUCCUGAAGCUCAUAUCCAGAAAAGACAACAGCAGGAUAGCUAUGUGGUUGAACUGUUAUAUUUCUCUACGUAGAAAGGGUCCAUUAGGCACUUUCCUUCACUUUGCCUACAAUAGGCUACCUGUAAAUUGCUGAACAGUAUUGUCAGAGGGCAUGAAAUGCUGCUUAUACAUUCAGUAUAUAUUGAUUGUCAAGGCUGAAUCCGCAGGCACGUCAGUUUGCCUGGGUACAUAAAAAAAUAAUGUUGCUACCUAGCAAAUUAAUAUGUCCACACACACAUAUGUCUCCACAACCAGCCCCUCUCUGUUUAUCACGUUUGCAGAGUUUGUUAUUACAUCUCAUUGCUAUGUCUUGAGCGCCUACUGUAUAUAUUUUUUCAAACAUAGUGGGAAAUUAUUUCCAUAGUCUUAUCAAGACAACGGUUGAUGCUGCUGUUAUAUUUUCGCUGUGAAGGAUUUUAUUUUAUAAGCUUUUGUCCAGAAGCCUUAAUAGCAAAUGGAAAACAAGUGAUUUCAAGUUAAAUGUUUUGUCUUUUAAACCUCGUGAAUGCAAUACACCCAGCCACCUGCCUGUGCUUACCACACCUGGCGUACGCGGAUGAUACAUAGGCAGGUGGGCUUGUGAUCUUUUGAAGCCUCAUUUCCAAGGCUGCAGUAAACUACUUAAUGUAUCAUGCAGGGUCUGUUCUGGUGAAUUUUGAAUAAAUGUCUCUGGAUCACCUCCUGCUUCUAAAGAAGUAGCUGAAGAUUAGAGUUUGCAGAAACGGGGGAUCUGCUGAAAUGCCCCCCCAUCUGAGAGGACUAAGCUCUCAGUGUAUCCACACCCCCAAGGUGAUGAUUCCCUCUCCUGCCUCAGAACAUCUCAGAAAAGAUGUUCUGAGUGGAUCCACGGUUUGUUUCCUUUAAAACAUCUUCACACACAUAAUAUCAUGUGGGAACUGACUGAAUUAUAGUCAACCACUUGCCCAGUCUAAUUGGCAACCUGGUCCAAUCUGAUCUUAUGCAGGUUUCCCUGGGAGUAAGUCCAAAUGUGUCCAGUGAGGCUUACUCCUAGGUAAGUGUACACAAGAUGGCUGCCUUAAUGUUUUUUUACUCUACAUGCCUGAUCUUCUCUUGUAUGUUUUACGCCUCUCUCUUUCUCCUGUUCUAUUCUUUUCUUUGUCUUUCUCCACUUAAAUCACACACACCUUUAUCAGUCGAAUUGAUGAUGCUGCAUUUGGGAGGGUCUGUCCCCCCUUACCCUGCUUUUACAUUAUACCAUUCACGCAAGCAGAGUACUGAUACUAGCUGGAAAAUAAAUAAAGAAGUUGUAUCGUUUCUCUGAAGCAAUUGGGAUGGAGGAUAUGCUGUGCUGAUCUACACAUUCCUGGUAGCAUGAAGCACCUGAGCAACAAAGUAUAAGGGGCAUUAACACACACUCUGUGAAUAUUUUUAUAGCAACGUUUCUA
This is a messenger RNA of Elgaria multicarinata webbii, 4445 nucleotides long. It is a transcript of the gene MTMR11, whose product is annotated as myotubularin related protein 11. Gene Ontology annotation, biological process: phosphatidylinositol dephosphorylation. The record is from RefSeq and is a predicted model, not a curated record. The transcript has 17 exons. Gene Ontology annotation, cellular component: membrane; cytoplasm. Bases 675 to 2825 code for a protein of 716 amino acids. Gene Ontology annotation, molecular function: phosphatidylinositol-3-phosphate phosphatase activity. NCBI's taxonomy places the organism in Eukaryota, Metazoa, Chordata, Lepidosauria, Squamata, Anguidae.